AAGCUGCGGAUCAAUCUUGACCGUCAAAUAGAGUGCUUUUCCCAACUAUUCCUCUGCUACAGCAAACUCUCGCCCGAAAAUCAAACGAAAGAACCCUUCUCCGACUCCCUCCGUCGCCCUCGCCGGCGUUGCUUCCUCUACAUGGAUUCAGUGGAAGUUCUAGUAGCGCACAUUCAGGAUCUUUCGGGAAAUCCCGUCGAGCUUGCUCACCUCCACGCUAUUCUCAAGCAAUCGGAGGAUACGCUUCGCGUGCAGGCCUCUCGUCUUGUCCCUUUCAUCGAGCAACUCGACCCCUCCAGUCAUUCCCUCGGUUAUCUCUUUCUUCUGGAAGCAUACUCUUCUGGACCUAUUUUGAGAGAGAACAUUAGCAGUUUCCUUGCAUGUGUUGUUGGAUUUAUCAAUUUCUGCUCGGCAGAACAGAUACGGCUGGCACCGGACAAAUUUAUAUCUGUUUGCAAGAGGUUCAAAGAUCAAGUAAUACAGCAUCAGGUGCCCAUACAGGGGGUGGCUCCAUUGAGGACUGCUGUUCGCAAACUUCAAUCUUCAUAUGAGCAAUUGACUGCACUUCACUCUGAUUUCCUCUUCCUUUGUCUACUGUCAAAGUGUUACAAAGCAGGCACAAGUGUUUUGGAUGAUGAGGUGUUGGAGAUUGAUCAGCCCAGGGACUUCUUCCUGUUUUGUUACUAUGGGGGAAUGAUAAAUAUUGGGUUAAAGCGAUUUCCAAAAGCUUUGGAGUGUCUUCAUAAUGUUGUUACUGCACCAAUGUCAACGAUUAAUGCUAUAGCUAUAGAAGCAUACAAAAAAUAUAUUCUUGUUGCGCUUAUUCAUCUUGGGCAGAUUCCUUCGCUUCCAAAAUAUACUGCAUCAACUGUGCUAAGGAGUCUGAAAAGCUACGCUCAGCUGUAUGUUGGUUUGGCUAGUUCGUAUGCAACAGGAAAAUUUUCAGAGCUAGAAGCAUUUAUCCAGACUAAUGUGGAGAAAUUCCAAACUGACAAUAAUCUUGGAUUGGUUAAACAAGUUCUUUCAUCUUUGUACAAGCGCAAUAUCCAGAGAUUGACUCAAACUUACCUAACUUUGUCACUUCAAGAUAUAGCCAAUGCGGUUCACCUAAACACCUCAAAAGAAGCUGAAAUGCGAGUGCUUCAAAUGAUUCAAGAUGGGGAUAUAUUUGCGACAAUAAAUCAGAAGGACGGUAUGGUCAGUUUUCAUGAGGAUCCAGAGCAAUACAAGACUUGUGAGAUGAUUGACCAAAUUGAUUCAUCAAUUCAAAGAUUGAUGGCCUUGUCAAAUAAAUUAACUGCAAUAGAUGAACACAUUUCUUGUGAUCCGGCCUACAUUACAAAGAUUGGGAGAGAAAGACCUAGAUUAGACUUUGAUGACUUUGAUUCCGUUCCUCAUAAAUUCCUGUGAGGAUGAUUUGGUAUUGUUAAACUAUCUUAAGAAACAAGCUGGGAGCCUCCCAUUGGGUAUGUUUCUUUUGUUACAAGGAUCUUGAUAGUUUAUUAAUAGGCAUUACCACUCUUUGUUCUUGGCCUGAACCGCAGGACAUUAUAUUGAUAUAAGCCUGUUUUUUUGUUUUUUCUGGGACUGUUAGUGGUCUUAUUACAUGCUGCCUAUGUGAGCUUUGUCAUAUAAGAGUAAAUAGAAAAUGGAUGUUAGUAAUUUUCAAUGCUAUAUAAUCACAUAUUGGAGUAAGGAUUGAUGUUG
Messenger RNA from Dendrobium catenatum, 1707 nucleotides. Its product is annotated as COP9 signalosome complex subunit 3. The record is from RefSeq and is a predicted model, not a curated record. Gene Ontology annotation, biological process: ubiquitin-dependent protein catabolic process. Gene Ontology annotation, cellular component: COP9 signalosome. The coding region runs from base 142 to 1410 and encodes 422 amino acids. The transcript has 11 exons. Lineage: Eukaryota; Viridiplantae; Streptophyta; Magnoliopsida; Asparagales; Orchidaceae.